UCUAUCGCGGCCGGCGCUCAGUUACGAGCGGACCUCUGACGGGAGCGGAACUUGAAAAAGUCCCGCCCAACAGCCCAGAACAGAGAUGAUCUUCUCGCGGAUCAGGAACUUAGUGUGGGCACCCAGUGCCUUGCUGUGCUGUCUGUUGGUUGUGAGUAGUGUAUUAGUGAGCAAUGUAGACUGUGCAAAAAAGGCUGCCCCGGCCGUCUCCGAGGCCACGAUCGAGGAAGUUUCGGCCAAACAGUUGGAACGGUUACUAGAGGAUAAGGAUUACGUCGCGGUGUAUUGGUACGCCCGAAGUUGUACGACAUGCGACACAGUAUUAGCCGAACUCGAGCACAUCGACGAUGACACCGACUCGUUCGGUGUCGAUUUCGUCAAAAUCAACGACAAACGACUAGCGAAACAGUAUGGCAUUACGAAAUUCCCCGCCCUCACCUAUUUCAGAGAAAAAGAACCAAUCAUCUACGAAGGUGACCUGAUGGACGAAGCCGGCGUGUUGGACUUCCUCACGUCGCUCGAAGCAAUGGACCUGCCGGACCGGAUCGAGGAAGUGAACGCUAAGAUCCUGUCGAAAAUCAUCGAGGACUCCGACUACGUAGCCGUUCUCUUCUGCACAAAUCACGAAAAUUGUCCACCCGGAAACAACAAUCAGCCCGAGUGCAGGAAGUGCAUCAAGGCCCUCCAAGAGCUGGAGAACAUCGAUGACGAAGCCGAUGAACUGGACAUCGGUUUCGUCAAGAUCCACGACGAGGCCCUGGCCGAAGAGUACAACCUGGGACCACUGCCAAAGCUGGUGUACUACCGGCAUCAAACUCCGAUCGUGUACGAGCACGAACUUCAACGGGAGGAAGACGUGUUGGAGUGGCUCGUGGAGAACAAGGCUACCGGCGAUGAGGAUGAUGUGAUAGAGGAGGUCAAUGCCAAGACACUGAAGACUCUGAUUGCCAACAUCGAUAAUUUGGUUGUGUUGUUCUAUGAUGACGGAGACGAUGAAUCGGAAAACGUCCUUCACGAGCUGGAGAACAUCGACGAUGACUGUGCCAAGCACGGAAUUCAGUUCGUCAAGAUCGACGAUGCUAAGGUGUCCAAGGAGUACGGCAUCGACGAUAUCCCAGCCAUCGUCUAUUUCGAGAAGGAGAUUCCCAACGUCUACGACGAUGAUCUCAGCGACGAAGAGGAAAUCCUGAAAUGGCUGCUGUCGCAGCUGGAGAAGGACGAGAUCGAAGAUGUCACCGACGAGAUGCUGGACAAGCUGAUCAAGGAAGGCAAAUCGGUUGCCGUCAUGUUCUACGACAACAACGACAAAGAGUCCGAAAAGAUCCUGGACGAACUGGAGAGCAUCGACGACGAGUGCGAUCAGCUGGGAAUCAACUUCGUCAAAAUGGACGACACAGAGGAAGCCAAGGACUACGGUGUCACCAAUUUCCCGACGUUGGUUUACUUCGAGCAGGGCAUUCCCACGGUCUUCGAAGGCGAACUGGAGAACGAGGAGGAAGUGCUGGAAUGGCUCGAACGACAGACCAGCUCAGACGAGAUCGAGGACGUCACCGACGAGAUGUUGGACAUGAUCAUCGAGAAGAUGCCGCACGUCGCCGUGCUGUUCUACGACAAGGAAUCCAAAGCGUCCCAGAAGGUACUGGCCGAGCUGGAGAACAUCGACGAUGAGUGCGACCAGAACGAUAUCGCCUUCGUGAAGAUUGACGAUGAUAACGAGGCCAAGGAAUGGGGCAUUGAAGAGCUGCCCACUAUGAUCCUGUUUGAACGCGGAAUUCCACACAUCUACGAAGGCGAUCUCAUGCGAGAGGAAGAGCUGUUGGGCUGGCUGGUGCAUCAGAAGAGACAUUCGGAGAUUCCGGAAAUCACCGAUGAAAUGAAGGACAAGCUGAUGCGCACCUACGAUCAUGUGGCGAUCAUUUUCUACGACAAAGAUGAUAAGCAAGACAUCCGCGUUCUGAACGAACUGGAGAACAUCGACGAUGAGCUGGAGAAGGAGGAAAUUGUCAUUGCCCGUCUGGACAAUGCGGAGGAAGCCCGAGAGUACGGUCUGGAUCACCUCCCGGCGCUGGUGUACUUCGAGAACCAAAUCCCAGCCAUUUACGAGGGUGAUCUGAUGAACGAAGAAGAAGUGCUGGAGUGGCUCAAACUGCAGAAGUACUCCGCCACCAUCGAGGAAGUUACCGACGAGAUCCUGCAGGACCUGAUCGAAGAGCACGAGUACGUGUGCGUGUACUUCAGUGGAGAGUGCGAUGAGGGCGAGAAGUGCGAUAAGAUUCUGGACGAUCUGGAGAACAUUGACGAUGAGCUGGAUGAGGCCGGUAUUAUUUUUGUAACGACCGAAGACAUGUCUACCGCCAAGAAGUACAACAUCAAGACGGUACCGGCGCUGGUGUUCUUCCGCAACAAGGACCCUCUGCUCUUCUCCGGUGAUUUGAACGACGAGGAUGAAGUGCUGGCGUGGUUGACCGAUGAGGAAACCCUGGAGAUUCCCGGACGGAUCGAGGAAGUGAAUAUCAAAAUGCUGGAGAAAAUCCUGUCGGAGAACGAGCACAUCGUUGUGUUCUUCUACCACGACGAAGACAAGAAGUCGCUGAAGAUCAUCAACGAACUGGAAAACAUCGAUGACGAGUGCGAGGAGAAGGACAUCGAUUUUGUCAAGACCUCGGACGACGACAUCGACAAGGAGUACGAUCUCGAACAGCUUCCCGCUCUGGUGUUCUACCGCCACAAGUUCCGUACCAUCUACAGUGGAGAUCUGAUGAACGAAGAGGAGAUCCUCGAGUGGGUUCUGCAGCAGUACGAGUCGAAGCCGGAAGUGAUCGAAUCGGUUGACCGUAAGACCCUACAGGUGCUUGUCAACGAGAUCGAACAUCUGGCUGUGCUGUUCUACGACGAUGACUGUGAGACGUGCCCGAAGAUUCUGGAAAAAUUGGAAACCAUCGAUGAUGAUACGGACAAGCAUAAUAUUCAAUUUGUUAAGGCCAACGAUGAAAAAUUGGCACACGAAAUUGGAAUAUUUUCGUUCCCAGCUUUGGUCUACUAUGAAACUGGCGUCCCAAUUAUGUAUGAUGGUAAUCUCAAAAACGAAAAACGCAUCUUGCAGUGGCUAGUCGAUCACAAAAGAAGGUAUGAUAUCAAAAUGAAAUACAGUGGCGGUCAGAAGAAAGAACGCACGAAGGUAGUUUUCUCUGACCCGGAAGAAGAGGCGCGGUUAGCGCGCCUGCAAGCAGAAGCCCGGGCCCGAUCGGGGGUGCCGGAAAAAUCCAUCCUAAAACCGCCACCAGGAACCCUUAUCACCACCAGUCUACAAUACAAUCCCAUGUCAUUAGAUAACAAAGUACCGAAACCUAAGAGAUCUAAGCAAAAAGAAGCUCCCGGGUACAUCGACAGAGAAGAUAGAAUCGAUAAGAGCAGACCCAAGCAAAGCAAACUCAAACCAAUCCCCAAGCUACCAUCCGCCAUCACCACCACCACUACCAGCAAAACAUCCAAAACUACCAAGCCUGAACCGCCCAAAAAGACCAAAGACAGCAAAGCUCAAAAGCCCCAACAACCGUUGUUCAAGCCCCUGAAAAAACCCGAGCUCCAGAAAGCCGACCAGGCCAAACCCAAAACGGACCUAAGGAAGUCUGAUGAUGAUGAAGGUGACCUCAUGAACGAGUACGACGUGAUUGACUGGAUCAACGACCAAACCACCGACGAAAGUAUCGAGGAAGUGGAACGCGAUGAGCUGUUCGAACUAAUCGAAACUCACGAUUUUCUAGCUGUAGUUUUCUACUUGGAAGAAGACGAAAACAGCCCGAAGGUUCUGCGGCAUAUCGAGCUGAUCGACGAUGAAGCCGCCGAAUAUGGAAUUCUACUGGUGAAGUGUUCCGACAAACUAAUGGCCAAGAAAUAUGGCUUCCGCAAUCCCCCAGGGGUGACCUACUUCCGCAAGGGUAAGUACAUCAACUACGACGGCGACAUCGACGACGAGGAGGAACUGCUCGAUUGGCUAACCAAUCCGCACAACAUGGAGAUGACGGACCACAUCGAGAAGGUCAACCGCAAGAUGUUCCACAAAAUCCGACAGGCGUCGGACUACUUGGCUGUGUUCUUCUACAGCGAAGACUGCAAACAGUGUCCCCGAGUUCUUGCAGAGAUCGAACAUAUCGACGAUGAAGCCGAUGGAGCUGGCAUUAACUUUGUCAAAAUUGACGACAAACAGAUGGCCAAGGACUUGGGCGUCUACGCGCUGCCCGGAAUUGUGUUCUUCAAGCUCAGCUCCAAGGAUCCGGUAAUCUACGCCGGCGACCUAAACAACGAAGAAGAAAUCCUGAACUGGUUGAUGACACAGAAAAACCCCGGUGGCGACGUCAUCGAGGACCUGGAUGGAUCCAAACUGCUCAGCCUCAUCGAAGACUCUAAUGCGUUAGCUGUUUAUUUUUAUGCUGAUAACUGCGAACAGUGUUCGAGUGUUCUUGAGUCGUUGGAGAACAUUGAUGAUGACUGCGAUCGCCACGGUAUCUUGUUCGUCAAGACAGACGACUUCUCGAUUGCGGAGCACUACGGAAUCAUUGAUUAUCCGGUUUUAGUCUACUUCGAAGACAAUAUUCCCAACGUGUUUGAGGGAUCUUUGGAUGAGGAAGAAGAAGUGUUACAGUGGCUCAUUACGCAGAAGACCGAAGAUCGCAUUGAGCUCAUCACACGAGUCAUGCUGGAAGCUGCUGCGGUUGAAGACACUCAAUACCUGGCCGUCUACUUCUACAAGAUGAACUGCAACAUUUGUGACCAGAUUCUCGAGGGACUGGAGGUCAUCGACGACGAACUGGACGUGUUCGGUAUCCACAUGGUCAAGAUUCAGGAUCCACAGCUGGCGAAGCGCUACUCGAUCAAGACUUUCCCCGCGCUGGUGUACUUCAGAAACGGUAAUCCACUGCUGUACGAGGGAGAUCUGCAGAGCGAACAGUCGGUACUGGAGUGGCUCAUCGACGACGAUAACCGCGAGUUGGCUGACGAAAUUGAAGAAGUCAACGAACGUAUGCUGGACAGAUUGAUGGAGCAGUCUCCACUGCUUUGCGUGUUCUACUAUGACGAGGACUGUCAGGAAUGUGAAGACAUCCUGGAAGAGCUGGAGAUGAUUGACGGUGAAGUUGAUCUGUACGGUAUCGAUUUUGUUAAGGUCGCCAGUUUGAACGCUGCUCAUAAGUACGGAAUUACCACCAUUCCAUCGUUGGUGUACUACAGGAAACAAAUCCCGAUGUUAUACGACGGAGAUAUGCACGACCAUCAACGCGUAAUGAACUGGUUGACAUCACAGGAUGUGUUCGAAAUAAAGAACGAGAUUGAAGAGGUCAAUAGGAAAAUGUUGAACAAACUUUUGGAUGAGAAUGAAUUUUUAGCCGUCUACUUCUUCGAAGAAGACCACGCCGAGAGCGACGCCGUGCUAGAGAGGCUCGAGCUGAUCGACACCGAAACCGACAACCUGGACAUUCCCAUGGUCAAAAUGGGAGAUCCUCGAUAUGCUCGCAAGUGGGGAGUCACCAAAUUGCCGGCCAUCGUGUACUUCCGCAAGCGAUUCCCAAGCAUUUACCGAGGUGACAUGUACGACGAGCAGGACGUACUGGAGUGGCUGCGGAAGAAUCGCUUCCGCCAACCAGAGCUCAACGUUCUGAUGUACGGAUGCAUCGCAACUGCGCUGGGCUUUGUCGUCUAUACGGCUUUCCUGUUACAGUGCUUCAAACCAACACCUCCGCCGCCGGUUCAGCAUCCCAAGCAGAAUUAGAGCAAUGCCAUGUUAACAUCCUUGUUAUUUUUUACUCCACUCCAGCUCUUUGACAGAUUGAACUGUCGCAAGACAUUUUUUAAUUGAUAAGUUACUUUAGAAGAAAGAUUGUCUUUGAGUAAUUUGUAAUGGCGAAAUUUGUAUAAAACGGAGAAAAGAUUAUUUCUCAAUUAUAACAAAAAAUUUGGACAGAGCUAUUUGUAUCAGGAAAAUCACAUGGUUCAAGCACUCAACCUUCAAACGAAAUAUUGUUCAAUAGAGAGCACCGAAAACUCACCUUUUGUUAGUAGCUAAAACGUAAUAUUUCUAGUAGAAAUUUUCACAUUGUAGAUAGUUAUACAAAAAUUGUAAAAAUAAUACGAGACAACAAAAAAACAGAAACUUGUAAAAAAAUGAAACCAUGCAUUUUUAUUAGACAUAUUGUACUGAUGUAAAAACAAAAGAUGCGAAAUAUUAAUUUUAAGUCGUCCUACCGUACAUGGAACUCGCCAGGAGAAGAACUUACCAUCAACCGUGACACGCGCGCACUAGAGCUAGAGCCGUAUCGUAACCUUUUGCUAAACGAUCAAAUCGAAACAAAUAAAGUAAAUAGACGAGCGACAACCGGAAGUAGAUAGUAUCUCCCUCUAGGGUAAUGUAGUCUCUCUCUCAGUCCCCAGUUUUGCGCUUUCCGCAAAUCAAUGACAACACUCCGUUCGUAAACCAACAACCAAGCCAGCCGGAGAGAACAGCUCCAGCCAAAUUCUUCAUCCGUAUAUUUGGCAACGUGUAAAUAUGAUGUUUUGGAAUUGCAGAAAUCGUUAAGUUAUUAUUAUUUGUUCUGACAGUGACCGAGUGUUUAGCAGGCAGAAACGUUUUCUCUCUGUUGUGUGCGGUUUUCGUUGUAUUCCUAUAUUGUAUGUUAUUUGGGCUUUUUAUUUUAUUCGAUCAGCAUCACUGUGGACAAAGAUUUUUCCUUUCAGUUUCUUUUAUGUUAAUUCAAUACCAAAUCCUGUCUAAGGUUAAGUUAAUUUAAAAUGAAAAAUACAGCUGCCGUUGAUUAACCAUUGUG
Armigeres subalbatus is the source of this 6815-nucleotide messenger RNA. RefSeq lists its product as uncharacterized. Lineage: Eukaryota; Metazoa; Arthropoda; Insecta; Diptera; Culicidae. The record is from RefSeq and is a predicted model, not a curated record. The transcript has 26 exons. The coding region runs from base 86 to 5764 and encodes 1892 amino acids.